AUUCCGAAAUGGGUACUGCCUGGCAAACCAUCAGUAGAUAACCCGGUGGAAAUUUGAUCGCAGAAUUUCAGAAUGGGAAGCAAAGCAGCACAACAAACGCCGGAGCUGAAUUUCCUGUAACAAGAAGGAUACAUUGCAGCCGCGUGCCAAGGAAAGAGGCUUGUACGGGGCGAGUGUGGUUCCGUUUUGUUCGUUGGUUCUAACGUUUUCUAAGCUUGCGACUUGGCAUUGUGUGAAAGUGGCUGUGAUCCGUUUGGAUUGAACAUAGUUGGACAGAGGCAGGAAGAGAAACCGAUAUCCGCAGAUUUUGUCGAGCUGAAAAAAAGGAGAGUUUGUGUGCUGUUUGGAAACGAUGGGAAAAGUUUUACCUUCGCAAACGAACUGCCACAUUGUAUCGUAAUCAGCCACGUUUGGCAGUAGCUAGUCAUCCGGAAUGUCGAGGCAGGAUUGAUCGAUUGGAAGAUAACCAAUCAGAAACAUGAAAGUAAUACGUCAAACUGUGCUCGGAAUUCGCUGUUUGCCGUAGAGAUUUGUGAUCCCGGAAGGUUAAAACGGUUUACUUCGUGGAAAUUUUGAAGAUCUGUUUAGGCCAAUAAUAAAGUUGAACAUGAUGAUUAUUGCAAACUUUGACUCGGUUGGUUUUUAAGACAUUGUACAAUUCUUUCAGCCUUUAUGGCUGUUAACAGACUACGAAAGAGCAAUGUUUCUGAAUAAAAGUGAGUGAAAUUUUCAACAGGAAACAAAUUUUCAAUAGGCAGUGGAAGUGAAUAUACUGAGCAGUAGGCAUUUAGAUAAACUGAUUAACUCUGAAUAGCCCAGUACCUGGCGACGAUAAAGUGUUCCUUUGUGCAAGCAGAUUGUGUUCAUGUUGGAAUUUUCGUCUUAGAAUGUGCACAAGUCGGUCGGUGACUAUAUCUAUUUUAUACUUGCUCAAUUGAAAAUUUUCAGUAUGUCAACAUAUCUGUGCAAACAGAGCUAAUAGAAAUAGUGUUCACUUAAGAAAUGAUGUGAUCUGUCGAAAUGUACUAAACAAUCACGUUAGUUCGCUCACUUCCGAAGUCAAAAGUUUCUCACGACUCUAGAGGCAAACACAUUUCAACUAUAGUCAGCAUCACCGGAAACCGGGAAACGAAAUGGAGAAACACUAGAACGACGGACAAAACAGGCGUUCGUUUAGCAUUCUGCCACAGGAUCGGCUGAAAACGUUGGAAACUUAGAAUGAGUCAAGAAUCAGCGAUGAGAAACCGAGGCAGGAAGACCGAAGAAGCUGAACCGGGUGCUUCAAAGAAGGAUGUACCACGAAAUGUCGACAUGAAUCAAGUUAUCCUCUUCUCCACUGACGGUCGGUAUCUCCGCAGGAGUAUCUGAGCCUGAUGGUGAUACGUGCCGUCCUAAAGUGAGAAAAUUGUAUUACCGUCGGAAAAAAAAAUUAUUUUUGUCCCAGCAGUUGGUGGGUGGUGAAAUAGUGUUCAAUCAUCCCAAGCACAGGACAACGACGAGAACAUCCAAGAGUUGAUACAGUUGAAAAAGAAAACAUUACAUUUUCUAGUGAAAUUGGUUGCUCAUCAGAAUAUAAGUGAAGGAAAAAAUUCUCCGGAAAAGAACAACCACUUUGUCAUAAAACUAUAAGAUAACUGUCAUGUAAAGAGUUGAGUCAUUAGGGAAACAACAAUAAUAAGUUCUUCCAUCAUCUAACUCUUGAAAACCCGUUAAUUGCUGCAGCACUUUCGAAUCCUUCCGUAACAAGAGUAGAGAAGCAGUGAACGAGUAAACGGACCAUUAAAAACCUCUCACCAGCCAUGAAGUCCGCCAUCCUAUACCCCUAUGGACCACUACGUGCAAAUGGAUGCUGCCGAAUGCUGCAUGCGAAGCAUUUAGCGUUGACUAGUGCAAUUUACACAUUGAACAUCUCCAUUCUGGUGGUGCUGCUCUACUCGUGGCGAAUCAGUGUCAACGUAAAAAAGUAUAGCGAUUUGGAGGACGUCUACUACGGUGUCCAAAUUGCAUACUUUGCUAUCAUCGGAACCCAGUGCUCGAUGAUCCUGCUCAGCGUAGUUCUGCUGUUCGGAAUCUACAAGGAAAAUAUCGGUCUGGUCGUUCCGUGGAUAAUCGGAUUCAUUACCUUCAUGGCGCUGGAAGCCGUGGCGAUGGUGUACUCCAACGUUUUACGGGAUCACGUAAACCGGCAGUUCGACUCGUUAUGCAAAGCGGAGGUAGCUUUCUUCAUAUCACGAGCAUUCAUCAACGCACUGGCAAUGUGGGCCGUCACCCGUUUCUAUAAUCUACUGCGGGCAGGAGUAACCUGGAAGGGACCGGAGGUGAUCGAACUAUGACACAACUCGAACGACACGGAGAAAACGCUGGCGUCUCUCCGUGACGAAACUCACCUGAUUGUGCGGAUCCGAGCCGGCAGUGGUACCAGUAGAGGCGGAAUCAGUAGAGGUCGGAACGAUGAUGACGGCAACGGCAACGACGACGAUGUUGAUGAUGUUGGCAAUGGGGGGCAAGGUAGAAGCGAGGACGAUACUGAUGACAAUAUGAUUGAUGCUUCGGGUAGCGUAGGCAGCCGGGGGAGACGGGGCCCUAAAACUGGCUACCCGAAGCAGUUCUCACACGACGGCGACUCGGAUGAUCAUGAAAAGAGUGCCGGAAGUGGGAGCGAAGAAGACGAUUCACUCCUGGUCGCAUAUGACAGCAACUCUGUAGCAUCCGUUUGACAAUAUCGAAAGUUGGUACGGAUCGCGGCAAAAUUACAGCGGCAGGCGGACAGUUCCGUGUUGUUGUUCUUGAUUAUAUUUUGUAUUGAGGUUUAUGCGCAGAUUUUUAUAUUUUUCUAGACUACGAUGUGUGUGUAGGAACGACAUAUUGUUAUACUUUGGCGGAAAAAUGAGUUUCCUGUACAAAUUGCUUCCAACGUGAAAAGAACGAGCGGAUGAAGAGAGUGCGAAAAUGCGGCUUUGGAUGUGACAGGGAACGAACAAAAAAGGAACCGUAUUUAUUUUUAGAUAUUUUCCUGGCUUUGUAUUUGGCGAGCCACGAUGGCUACCGUUAAACCAAGACUAUAGCUAUGAAAAAACGUUGUAUCUUGUAUACAUAUUACAUACAUAUAGUAGUAAGAAAAACAAACCGAAAAAGGAGAAAAAAUAUAUAAUGAAUGUGCUACCAUGGACAAAUACCUACACAAUCCAAA
Malaya genurostris is the source of this 3190-nucleotide messenger RNA. RefSeq lists its product as uncharacterized. The record is from RefSeq and is a predicted model, not a curated record. Lineage: Eukaryota; Metazoa; Arthropoda; Insecta; Diptera; Culicidae. The transcript has 8 exons. The coding region runs from base 1800 to 2333 and encodes 177 amino acids.